This is a messenger RNA of Drosophila elegans, 1449 nucleotides long. Its product is annotated as importin subunit alpha-3-like. Gene Ontology annotation, molecular function: nuclear import signal receptor activity; protein binding. The record is from RefSeq and is a predicted model, not a curated record. Gene Ontology annotation, cellular component: nucleoplasm; nucleus. Gene Ontology annotation, biological process: NLS-bearing protein import into nucleus. The coding region runs from base 77 to 1375 and encodes 432 amino acids. NCBI's taxonomy places the organism in Eukaryota, Metazoa, Arthropoda, Insecta, Diptera, Drosophilidae. The transcript has 2 exons.
UAACUUACAUAUGACAUAAGUUUUAAGUCCCAAAUUUUGCGCAUUUCAAACGGAUAAGGGAAAAAUAAGAUAUAUUAUGCCGGCCAAUCGAUUAAAUAUUUACUUGAAAUCGGAAUUACCCUAUCUAAUGAUGAUUAUUCAGGCAGCGGGAGAUGCCACUAAACCACAGAAGCAGUUGUCCGCCGUCCAGGAGAUCCGCUUGCUGGUGUGCUCAGAGAGUCCACCCAUCAAUGAGCUGAUCGAAAAUGGGGUUUUGCCAGUUUUGGUGGAGUGCCUCAAGGAAAAAGGUCAUAAAAGUCUGCGAUAUGAAGCCGCCUGGUCACUGAGCAACUUAGCCUCUGGCAACUCGGAACACACCACCCAGGUUGUGGCGGCUGGGGCAGUACCAUAUUUGCUGGAGCUUCUGAAAUCGCCUGAUCUGGAUCUUUGUGAACAGGCCGUUUGGGCUUUGGGUAACAUAAUAGGCGAUGGUCCUUUGCUACGCGACUUUGUCAUCAGGUUGGGCGUGGUUCCGCCCUUGCUCUCCCUCGUCCAACAGGACAUGCCCCACCAAUUUCUAAGAAGUGUGAUCUUGGCCAUUGGGAAUCUAUGCCGUCACUACGAUCCACCGAUAUCGGCAGAAACUAUUGAUCAGAUCCUGCCGACACUCAAUGUUUUGAUCCAUCACGAGGACGUGGAAAUACUCAAAGCCACUUUGUGGACCAUCAGCUUUUUGGCCGACGGCAGUCAGGAUCAGAUCCAAAUGGUUAUAGAUACUGGAAUGCUGGGCAAGUUGAUAUCCUUGAUGGGUGACAAGGAGGACACAGUGCGAAGGGCGGCAAUGCGUGCCGUGGGAAAUAUUCUGUCCGGAAACGAUGAGCAGUGCCAGAAAGUUCUCGGCCUCGAUCCCUUGUCGUAUUUUCCAACCUUGGCCUUCUUCUCCGACACGGAAUUGCGCGAGGAGAUUCUAUUCAUCCUUAGGGCCAGUUCCCGAAGUCAGAAGUGGGUGCAGGCCUUCAUAAACGUGGGACUGUUGGCUAAAAUAACUGAGAUUUUAGGCAGGGGAGAAAUGCAUGAAAAAGCAGUGGCUGCUAUGGUCAUUAGUAAUCUCACAAUCAAUUGCAAUGAGGAACAGUUACUGGUUCUUAUUGAAGGGGAUGUCCUUCAGCCAUUCUGUGAUCUGCUCACCAGCCAGUUUGAACAACUUUCACGGACUGUGCUAAAUGGCCUUAGAAAUAUGUUCGAGGUUUCCCAAUCCCUUGCGGAUAAGGUGGCCCAAACCAUCGACGAGUGUGGCGGUUUGGCCAAAAUCGAGAUACUUCAGACCCACGAAGAUGUGCAAAUCUAUCAGUUAGCCCUCAACAUCAUAGAACGAUACUUUGGCUGUGAAACCUAGCCCAGCUUAAAUUUGAAUUUUUAUUCAAAAAUGCUAUAUUGCAUGUAACUUUUUACUCGACCCCUUUUGAAUAA